Messenger RNA from Arabis nemorensis, 957 nucleotides. Lineage: Eukaryota; Viridiplantae; Streptophyta; Magnoliopsida; Brassicales; Brassicaceae. The record is from the annotation of a GenBank genome assembly.
AUGGAAGAACAAGUUAAAGGAGGAAGCUUUACACCUUACAUUCACUCACAAACCCUAAAUUCACACGAUCGAGCCGUCUCCUCCGUGAAAUUCUCCUCCGACGGUCGUCUCUUAGCCUCCGCUUCCGCCGAUAGAACAAUCCGCACUUACCCAAUCGACACUGCACGAGUAGACGGCUCAAUCGCUAAACCCGUGAACGAGUUCUCCGGCCACGAAAACGGCGUAUCGGACAUCGCUUUCUCCUCUGACUCGAGGUUCAUCGUCUCAGCUUCCGACGACAAAACCCUAAAGCUAUGGGACGUCGAAUCAGGUGCUCUGAUCAAAACCCUAAACGGACACUCGAAUUACGUCUUCUGUGUUAACUUCAAUCCUCAAUCCAACAUGAUUGUCUCUGGUUCUUUCGACGAGACUGUUCGUAUUUGGGAUGUUAAAUCUGGGAAAUGCUUGAAAGUUCUUCCUGCGCAUUCUGAUCCUGUGACUUCAGUUGAUUUCAAUCGUGACGGGUCUCUGAUUGUGUCUAGUAGCUACGAUGGGUUGUGUCGGAUUUGGGAUUCUGGAACUGGGCAUUGUGUGAAAACCAUCAUUGACGAUGAGAAUCCUCCUGUUUCCUUUGUUAGGUUCUCUCCGAACGGCGAAUUCAUCCUCAUUGGUACACUCAACAAUAGGCUGAGGUUGUGGAAACUUUCUACGGCUAAAUUCGUCAAAACGUACACCGGACACACAAACUCCCAAUACUGCAUUUCCUCUGCGUACUCUAUGACAAACGGGAAGCGGAUCAUUAGCGGAUCCGAGGACAACUGUGUGUACAUGUGGGAGUUGAAUUCAAGGAAAAUGCUUCAGAAACUAGAAGGUCAUACCGAAACUGUCACAAGCGUAGCAUCCCACCCUACUGAGAACUUGAUUGCAUCAGGCUCACUCGACAAAUCUAUAAGGAUGUGGACACAGAAGAACCAAUGA